Oryza sativa Japonica Group (Japanese rice) is the source of this 2943-nucleotide messenger RNA. NCBI's taxonomy places the organism in Eukaryota, Viridiplantae, Streptophyta, Magnoliopsida, Poales, Poaceae. The record is from RefSeq and is a predicted model, not a curated record.
AAAUUAUUGGCAUUUUAAAGACAGAAAAAAAGAAUGAUAGUACUAUACUACUAUUAUAUAGAAAGUACUUUGCCAAAAAAAAGAGUGAUAUUUUACGAGGUUCAAGUGGAGUGGUGUGGUGGAGGUGGAGCUGGUGGCAAGUCUGUGUCAACCAUGGCAUCGCCCUCCGGCGCCGGCAAGCCACCGGCCGUCCUCCUCCUCCGGCCGGUGGACCAGCCCUUCGCCGUCGCGCUGCGCGAGCGCUACCGCGUGCUCGACCUCCUCUCCUCCGGCCAGCCUCUCCCGGCCUUCCUCGCCGCCGCCGCCGCCGCGCCUGACCCGCCGCGCGCCGCCGUCGUCAUGGGGGGCGGCUCAAUCCGCGCCGACGCGGCGCUCUUCGACGCCGUGCCUUCCCUGCGCUGCGUCGUCAGCACGGCGGCCGGCGUCGACCACAUCGACCUCGCCGAGUGCGCGCGCCGCGGCGUCGUCGUGGCCAACUCCGGGACGGUGUACUCCGGCGACGUGGCCGACCACGCCGUGGGCAUGGUGAUCGACGUGAUGAGGCGCGUGUCGGCGGCGGAGAGGUACGUCCGGCGAGGGCUCUGGCCGGUGCAGGGGGACUAUCCUCUCGGCUCCAAGGUAAGCGGCAAGCGUGUGGGCAUCAUCGGGCUUGGCAACAUCGGUUCACUGAUCGCCAAGAGGCUGGAAGCAUUCGGCUGCGUCAUCUCCUACAACUCAAGAAACCCCAAACGCUCGCUCCCCUACACCUACUACGCCGACGUCCGCGCCCUCGCCGCCGACUCCGACGUGCUCGUCGUGUCGUGCGCGCUCAACAGCGAGACGCGCCACAUCGUCGGCGGCGAGGUGCUGGACGCGCUCGGCGAGGGCGGCGUGGUGGUGAACGUGGGGCGCGGCGCGAACGUGGACGAGGCGGCGCUGGUGAGGGCGCUGCGGGAGGGGAGGAUCGCCGGCGCCGGGCUGGACGUGUUCGAGGGCGAGCCCAAGGUGUCGCCGGAGCUGAGGGAGAUGGAGAACGUGGUGCUGACGCCCCACGUGGCGGUGUGGACGGCGGAGUCGAGGUCCGACCUACGUGACCACACGGUGGCCAACCUUGACGCCUUCUUCUCCGGCGACCCGCUGCUCACGCCGGUCAUGCUUCCCUAACCCACCACCUACAUACUCCACGUACAGAAGUGAACUCCGAUAAUACUCCAGUAUAUACAGUGAUGGGUAUAUAUAUGUACAGUGUAACCCAAAUAAGCGGCCCAUCAGAGGUCCAUUGGCCCAAAAGAGGCUUUAUACUGUACUGGAAUAAGUUCAUCCGAGGUCCCUUAACUUUACACCGAAUUUAAUUUUCGUCCUUUAACCCCAAAACCAAAUAUAACAGUUGCUUGAACUGUCAAAACCGUGCAAAUAAGUUCUCUCGGCGGUUUGGAAAACGGUUUUAGCUGACGUGGCUGGUUUGACUGAGUCUUCAUCCCACGUGGCAUUGACGCGACGCUUAUGUGACAAUUCUAUACCUGAAAAAUAAUAAAAAACUAUGGGCCCACAUGUCAGUUAAAAAAAAGGUGGGCCUCAUGUGGGUCCACACCCCCUCCUCUUCUUCCUCCUCCUUCCCAGCUCUGUUCAUCCCUCUCUAGGCGUCACUGCCAUCGGCGGAGCUGGGCGGCUACGGGCCGCGGGCGGAGCGGGGCAGAGCAGAGGGGCGGGAAGCUCACCGGCGAUGGGAGCGUGUCCAACGCCCACGCGGUGCCCCCAGCGGUAGGCGGGUGCUCCGCCGGCGGCGACAAUCCCCACCAAUGCAGUCUGCUUCAGAUUAUGCUUCUGGCCGCCUCAAACGCAAUAGUGACGACGACGGCGAGGGCUGCCACUGCUCCAAGAAAAAACGGUGAUUAAACAUACACACACCUGCAUCUGCACGCACUUGAUUUGCUCCAAAUUAAAACGACAUUAACGAUUCUGUGAUGAACUUGUUGUGGCGGCGCAUGGAUGCAGGAAGGCCUCGUGGAGGGAGGCACGCUGGUGGACGGGGAUGGCUGCGCGAAGGGCAGUGUCCUCCUUGGCGACAGCGGUGGCGAGCUCGGCACAGAGGAAGUCGAAGGUGGGGCGGAACAUGCGGAAGUCGGCGCUGCUGCAUAGGUCCCACCACAAGCGUGGCCGGUCCUUCGCCCACAGUGGAGAGUGGGAGCAGCGCGCGGUGGACGGCCUCCUCCUCCGCUGCCACCGGCAUGCCUCCCCGCAUCUCCUCCUCCGGCGGCCACCGCCGCACGCCGCCCCUUCUCCCCACCGGCCACCGCCCUUCUCCCCGCCGCCACUGCCGGAUCUCGGUCACCGGCGUUGCUCCAGGGGGACCCGUCGCCGCACGCGUCCUGCUUCGCCCACCGCCGUCGCCGACCCCCUCUUAUCGUCCCGGCUUCCUCCUCCAGCCCGUCGCUCUCGUCGGCGGUCACCGGUCUCAUCGCCCACCGAGCCACCGGCCCGACCUCGCCGCCUCGCUCCUCCACCCCUUCACCACUUACGCUGGGCGUGCUCACCAUCGAGAAGAGAGAGGAGGGGGAGAGAGAUGAAGAGAGGGGAGAUGGGGAGAGAGAGAGGAGGAAGAAGGGGGGUGUGAAUGACAUGUGGGCCCCACUUUUUUCAAUUUUUUUAACUGACAUGUGGGCCCACGUUUUUUUUUAUUUUUCGGGAUAGAAUUGCCACGUAGACGCCACGUCAAUGCCACGUGGGACGAAUACCUAGUUAAACCAGCCACGUAGGCGCCAUGUUAGCUAAAACCGCCGAGGGACCAUGUUUGCAUUGGUUUUGACAGUUCAGGGACCUGUUAUAUCUGGUUUUUGGGUUUAAGGACGAAAAUCGAAUUCGGUGUAAAGUUAAGGGACCUUGGAUGAACUUAUUCAUACUGUACUAGCACUGUAUGACUCUUCUUAUCCAUAGAUUGGAACUUAGGAUUUUUCUAUUGAAUCA